GCGCCGCUUCCGCUUCCGCUUCCGGCCGCGACUGCGGGAAGAUGGCGGCGGCCGUGGCGGCCUCGGCUCUGCCAGUCACCUUCGGGCGGCUGGUGUCCGCGUGCAGCCGCAGCUUCCUGAGGCCAUCGUGUCCCGGAGCGGCCUCCCUGUGGUCUGCUCGCGGGUCCGGAUCGCAGAGCCCUCCAUUGCCACAAAGAUAUGUCCCUAAAACAUCCCUGAGUUCACCGCCUUGGCCAGAAGUCGUUCUGCCAGACCCAGCCGAGGAGACCAGACACCACGCAGAGGUCGUGCAGAAGGUGAACGAGCUGAUCGCCACGGGCCAGCACGGCCGGCUCUUUGCUGUGGUGCACUUUGCCGGCCACCAGUGGAAGGUGACCGCCGAAGACCUGAUUUUAAUCGAAAAUGCAUUAGACGUCGCAUGUGGAGAGAGGAUUCGGUUGGAGAAGGUUCUGCUGGUCGGGGCUGACGACUUCACGUUGCUUGGCAAGCCACUUCUCGGAAAGGAUCUCGUUCGAGUAGAAGCCACAGUCAUUGAAAAGACAGAAUCGUGGCCAAGAGUCAACAUGAAAUUUAAGAAAAGGAAAAACUACAAGAAGAAAAAAAUUAUCGUGGCCCCGCAGACCGUUCUCCGGAUAAACAGUGUCGAGAUCGCUCCAUGUCUGAGCUGACCCUGGAGCCGUGCACAGAAAUGCACAAAUAAACUCCACUUUCCAUGAA
Messenger RNA from Pteropus alecto (black flying fox), 717 nucleotides. It is a transcript of the gene MRPL21, whose product is annotated as mitochondrial ribosomal protein L21. The record is from RefSeq and is a predicted model, not a curated record. The coding region runs from base 42 to 668 and encodes 208 amino acids. NCBI's taxonomy places the organism in Eukaryota, Metazoa, Chordata, Mammalia, Chiroptera, Pteropodidae. Gene Ontology annotation, cellular component: mitochondrial large ribosomal subunit; ribosome. Gene Ontology annotation, molecular function: structural constituent of ribosome. The transcript is spliced from 7 exons.